AUGGCUUCAUCAACCGAUCAAACGAAAUCGUCAUCAGCACGUUCCUAUCAAUUACCAUUAACGAAAGUCAAAUCAAUAAUAAAGCUUGAUGAAAAUACACGAAUGAUCAGUCAAGAUAGUGUUUACAUCUUAACAUUGGCAACAGAAGAAUUCAUUCGGAUGUUAACGCGUGACGCACAUAAUUCCAUGAAGCAAUGUGCAUCGAAACGCUUAGAUCGCUUGCACAUAUUCAGUUCAAUAAAUACGAACCCAAUCUAUGAAUUUCUCGAUGGAUCGUUUGAUUAA
Molecule: messenger RNA, 285 nt
Organism: Adineta ricciae
Lineage: Eukaryota; Metazoa; Rotifera; Eurotatoria; Adinetida; Adinetidae
Source: the annotation of a GenBank genome assembly